UCACAAUUCACAAUCCGCAAUCUUCAUUCCACAUCUACAUCACACAUUCCACAGGCUGAUAAUACAAAUUGACAAAACAAACCAAUAAAGCAUCAAAGUGAUGCCGAAUUCUCGUUUCGAUCCAAGUAUCGCAUGCGCCUCCUUUCUCUAUCCUUUCAAAGGGAUUUGGUAUUUCUGCACUGAUCGACAAUUCUACCCUCUUUUUGGUAGACGAUUGAUUCCCUUAACCAUAACCUCAAUUGUUGUUCUCGGUCUUCUAUUCACAUUCACUUAUCUGCCGCAAGUAGCAUUUCUAGCUAUAUGGCAUGGACCUGGCGCAUGGUUUAAUGCAGCAUUUCUGGUCCUCGGUGAAGGCCAAGUUAUAAUUGCUUUGUUGUUUGAAGCAUUAUUGGUGGAUGAGACGCUGGUGGAUAUCUUCGAUGUACGCACCCCUUUUAUACGACCGGCAGGACUAACGAGAUCAUAGGCUACACUUAUUAAAGAAGGUCUUAUAAAUCUCGUCUCUCCAUCUCGAAUACUCCAUCGCGAUGCCCCGAAUGAAGUCAAGAUGUUGGGGAAACCCACUACUUCCGCCGUUUACUCCCCUUUCUCUUUUCGCCAAAUAGCAGAAUUCAUAAUAUUUCUCCCUCUUAACUUCAUACCUAUAAUUGGAACGCCCUUUUUCCUACUCCUAACGGGCGCUCGCGCCGGACCUUUACAUCACUGGCGGUAUUUUAAAUUACGAGGUCUGACGAAGAAGGAAAGGAAAAGAGAGAUCAAUAGCAGGAAGUGGAAAUAUACAUGGUUUGUCAUUUCUCUAUAUGAAUUAUAGCGAGAUGCUGACAAUAAAUAAGGUUCGGAACAGUUGCUUUACUCUUACAACUUGUGCCGGUGCUUUCAAUGUUUUUCCUCUUAACUUCAGCUGUUGGAUCAGCUUUAUGGGUGGUAAAGUUAGAGGAACAGAAGAGAUUAAAUGUGGCAGAUAGGUUGGUCAAUGAUGCUGGUCUUCCUAAUAAUGAAGGAGAGUUUGAGCCACCAUACGUUGAUGACCCGGUAUAAAGUUUUAAUAAUAUUCCCAUCUUACUCGACCUUUAAUACUUAGAUAAUACUCAUUUUUUCCAUUAGCCUAGCAAAAGAUUCUUCUACCUCAAUUUAGGAAUUUCCAAAUACCAGAAUAUCUCCAUAGUAAUAGCUUAUAAAUUAUACCUUUUAAUCAU
Molecule: messenger RNA, 1196 nt
Organism: Sclerotinia trifoliorum
Lineage: Eukaryota; Fungi; Ascomycota; Leotiomycetes; Helotiales; Sclerotiniaceae
Source: the annotation of a GenBank genome assembly